CAAAAAAGAGAAAUUUUAAAAAGAAUAUUUAGGAAACGAAAUGGAGUCAAAGUUCCAUGCUUUUAUGUUCCCAUGGUUUGCUUUUGGUCAUAUGAUUCCCUUUCUACACCUUGCAAACAAGCUAGCUGAGAAAGGUCACCGGGUAACAUUCUUGGUACCCAAGAAAGCUCAAAAACAGUUGGAACCUCAUAACUUGUUUCCAGAGAGUAUUGUCUUUCACCCUCUCACUGUUCCUCAUGUCAAUGGCCUUCCUGUCGGUGCUGAGACAACCUCGGAUGUCCCAAUCUCGAUGGACAACUUCUUGUCCGAAGCGUUCGAUCUCACUCAUGAUCAGGUUGAAGCUGCGGUUCGUGCUUUGAAACCAGACCUAAUCUUCUUCGAUUUUGCUCACUGGAUUGCAAAAUUGGCUAAAGAGCAUAUGUUCAAGAGUGUAAGUUACAUGAUAGUAUCUGCUACAGCUGUAUCUCAGUUACAUCCCCCUGGUAGUUCAUUAGGUGUUCUCCCUCCGGGUUAUCCUUCAUCAAAGGUGGUGUUCCGUGAAAACGAUGCUCACGCCGUACUAACCGACUCGAUCUACUACGAGAGACUUUAUCAUCAGCUCACUACAAGUCUUAAGAGUUGUGAUGCCAUUGCACUUAAGACAUGCAAAGAAAUGGAAGGUAAGUUCUGCGACUAUAUAUCGCGUCAAUACAAUAAGAAGGUUCUCUUGACAGGUCCAAUGCUGCCUGAGCCAGACACAAGUAAACCACUAGAAGAACGUUGGAGCCAUUUUUUGAGCAAGUUCCCACCGGGCUCAGUAGUGUUUUGCGCACUUGGCAGCCAAAUCGUUCUUGAGAAGGAUCAAUUCCAAGAACUCUGCUUGGGGAUGGAGAUGACUGGUUUACCGUUUCUUUUAGCAGUAAAGUCACCGAGAGGUUUAUCGACGGUCCAAGAAGCUUUACCAGAAGGGUUCGAGGAGCGGGUGAAGGAUCGUGGUGUGGUUUGGGGAGAAUGGGUGCAGCAGCCUUUGAUAUUGUCUCAUCCAUCAGUAGGCUGCUUCGUGAACCAUUGCGGUCCCGGAACAUUGUGGGAGGGUUUGAUGAGUGAUUGCCAAAUAGUUUUGCUUCCAUUUCUAAGUGAUCAAGUACUCUUCACAAGAUUGAUGACCGAGGAGUUCCAAGUCUCUGUAGAAGUGUCGAGGGAAAAAACAGGAUGGUUUUCAAAGGAGAGCUUAAGAGAUGCGAUCAAGUCUGUGAUGGAUAAAGACAACGACCUUGGGAAGCUAGUGAGGAGUAACCAUACGAAAUUGAAGGAGGUUCUUGGUAGUCCUGGACUAUUUGAUGGUUACGUGGAUAACUUUGUUGAGGUAUUGGCUGAUCUGAUCAAUGUUAAGACAUGAUUAAAUCUAAAAUUAUGUCUACAUACAAAACGUCAAUAAACAUGAAGGGUCCAGCAGCAUUUGUUGCACUUAUCAAUAACUUAUUUCUCACUGCCCAACUGUCGUCAUAAGUAUUACGAGAUAGUAGAUGUAUUUAGUUUUGUAUUUUGAGUAAUUUGAGAUUAAUUAAAUUUUUAUACGAUUUUUAUA
Capsella rubella is the source of this 1567-nucleotide messenger RNA. Its product is annotated as UDP-glycosyltransferase 79B7. Gene Ontology annotation, molecular function: UDP-glycosyltransferase activity. The record is from RefSeq and is a predicted model, not a curated record. The coding region runs from base 41 to 1378 and encodes 445 amino acids. Lineage: Eukaryota; Viridiplantae; Streptophyta; Magnoliopsida; Brassicales; Brassicaceae. The transcript has a single exon.